Molecule: messenger RNA, 4201 nt
Organism: Pomacea canaliculata
Lineage: Eukaryota; Metazoa; Mollusca; Gastropoda; Architaenioglossa; Ampullariidae
Product: protein moonraker-like
Biological process (GO): protein localization to centrosome; centriole replication
Cellular component (GO): centriolar satellite
Source: RefSeq, a predicted model, not a curated record
ACUUUGACAUUUUUCACAGCAGUUACGUCGCCUGCGACUAUGGAAAGAAGGAAAAUGGCAUCUACCGGGAGAGUUCGAACAAUGUUGUCUUACGUCGUGCAGAACAGUAUUUAAAAAUAACAUUUAACUCUAGGAGAAAGAUUUCAGAGACCUUCCAGAUAUGGCGCUACCCAAAGAAUUAAUAUUUCAGAACCAGCUUCAGUUCAACUUGCAUGUUCCUCUCACCACUUCAAACAUUUCCACACAUUUUCACCGCCCAAAGCCCAUUGUAGUGGAGCGGCUUGCAGGCAAGGCAGAACAGGGUGCAGGCUUCCCAGUUAUACAUCUGAAGCAUAAAAUAUUUGGAAAAAACGAUUAUCCACCUUUGAAAGUCAAUGCGGAUGCACCUCAAACAACUUCAUUCCAAUUUUCCGCAUUGUCUGAAGACAGAUUGGCAGCAGCUGUGGAGCUUGCCAAGAGAGAUCUGAAAAAAAUGAAUAUGCAGCAAGUGAGUGUUAAAGAGCCUGAAGAUGGUCAGAGAAAGCAGGGCAAGAGUAAAAUUGUUGGUUCCUGUCAUCAAGAGAGGGUGGUUCAUGGACAAAAGUAUUGGGAAAGAUUGAAAAGCAAAACAAAAACAAAACCAGUCAAAGGACAAAAGAGUCAUGGUGUACAGAACUCAGGGAGAAUGAAAGCCAAGGAACAUGAUAAGAACAGAGAGCCAUGUGACUCAAGCACACAGACUCCAACUGGCAGCCCUCCAAGACAGGCGUUCCUAAGCAAUAAACCUGUUAGUACUCAACAAGAAAGAGCUGACAGUCCUCCAACAAGAGACACCCCUAGCCGAACAAAACUUGCUCGUGUGCCAAAGGAUGAAAUUGAGAAACUGCAGCUAGAGAUGGAGAUGUACUUGCAGCAGAUUGAGUCUGUGGAACGUCGCGCUUUGUCAGAACGCAGUACAGACUUCUUAAGAAGAGGUCAUCACUCAGGGUCUCGAGGAGGCAGUGAACUCCUGGAAGACGAAGGAGAAGAGCGAUGGCAAGUGAGGGCAGGGGAGCAAACUGCUCGGGCCUCUCGCAACAUUUACAACCUUCGCCAGCAGGUCAAGCAGAUUGAACGAGAUAUUCUCAUAGGUCCAUCCACCGCCAGAGCCACUAAAAAAAGUCAAGCAGCUGCUAGGCUAGCAGCGGCCCACCGAGGUGCUGUCAGAGCACUGCAGAUGUUUGUUAAUCAGCUUCCAUACCAAGAUCUUCGUGGUGGCCUUCCGUCACACUACCAUGAACUGUCCCUGUUGAUCCGUCAGCUAACCAUGCUCAGUGCCCAGAUUCCUCUGACUGAUCCUCAAACCAGCAAAGAGAGCAGGGAGAAAAAUGUGGGUGGAGUCGUCAAAGUCAGAAAAGAUAGUCAAGAAGGGAGUAGCAGAGAAGAAACGUCAGGCAUUCAGAAUGAUCUGAUGGCCAUGCUGGACCGAGUAGAGCAACUAAACUUGGACUGGUGUCGUGAGAUGAAGAGCCAUGAUCCUCAUUCUCCACGGAAGGGACAAAAGCCUCCAUUCAUCACAAACUUUAAUGCUGCCAAACAGCCCUUUGCUGUUGAAAAGGUGGCAGGGUUUCGGAGAAAUGAAUUUGGCAGAAAAGCCUUAUUGCAAGCUAGUGUUCGUGCUCUUUUGGGAAGUUUGGAGCAAGGUACUGGCAAACAUCUGCAGAAAAAUCAGAAGAAGAAAAGUCAGUCAAAGAAGAUGAAGGCAUGGGAUGUAGUGGCAAAAAAACGUUCGCCAUCAAAAAAACACCUGAUGCAACCUGGGAAGGCCAGGAGAAAGCAGAUGGCUUUGCAAGAUCAGCAACAACAACAGAAACACGUAGAAAUGAAUACUCAUUUUGCUGAUCCAACCAUCGCAGCCAGCUUGAAAUCAACAGCCCCAUUACAGAACCCUUUUACCAGUCAGCCUGGUCGCUCAUUAUCUGCUCCAUCAGAUCUACCUACCAGAAAGAAGGAAGAGCAUUUUUACUCCUCCUAUCCUGGCGCACAGCGAAGAUCAAGCAGCCGCUGCUCACUCAGUUCCCAGUCAGGUCGCAGUCAGUCUCACAGCCCAAGGCGCAAGCAAGACAGGUCAAGAAGUCCAAGCCCUACAUGUACAGACGAAGAUCAAAGUCCACAGGGGCAGAGACAAAGGUUCUUUGUUCGAGAUGCUGACAAUGAACUGAUAGAUGAGCUGUUUCCAAGACAGAAGAUUUUACGACAGAGUCGAAAGAAGUCAAAAGAGCAGGAUUCCAGUGGGAAAAGCUUUUUAAAAAGAGCAGAGGUAUCAGAGUCCUUUAUUUCUGAAGUUGAGCAAAGGGUGAUAAAUCGUUUGAAGCCACUGUUAGAUGAGUCGAAAGAUCAUGGCAGACAAAGCGAUGACGAGAGACAGAGGCUGGCAGAGAUGAUAUUUGACGAUGUGGUAGAAGAAGCAACACAGGAACUGCAGGCCAUGGAAAAGAAGGAAAGAGUGAAUAGGAGUGCUGCUUACCUUCUGGAUAACCCAACGCUGGAAAACAUCCACCAGCGCCUCAAGGAGAUGGAGAAAGAGCAUCUUGAAAUUCGACAAAGGUGGGCAUCUAUAAAUUAUCAUGACUCUGUUCCAACUCGACGCUGGAAACCUUCAGAAAAUUUGACCCGAUCUAGUCAGCCCAGAGAACCCACAGCCUUUGAGGUGACCAGAAUGCCAUCAGUGAAGACAAGUAUUCCAUGCCAGAGAUAUCCUGAUGAACUGGUGGAAGAGCCGUUACUGUUCACCAAAGAAUCGAAGGUGGUGCAGCCUUAUGUGACAUUUGAAGAACAGCGUACAAUGCAGCAAGGAAGACCUACCUUGGUAACUGAGGGACCACCUCUGUCCUCAGCAUCUAAGAUCACCCCAAGACCCAGGAAGAAUCUCAGCAUGAAGCAAGCGGUUGUGGAGAAAAUCUACGACCAUGCAGAACGCUUUGAUUAUUUCCAGAAAGGUUUAAAGCAUCACCUGGGCAGGAAAGAGGGCUGGCGUGUAGUUGAGAGCCUGGCAGAUCAGAUUUUAGAUGACUGCAUCAAGGAUGUUGCAGCAGAGGUGGAAAAUAUCAGCUCUGCAAUGGCUGACCACAUCUACACUUCAGAAUUCAUGGAUCAGAGUGGUCUUCCAUUAGCACCACCCGAGCUUGCUGCUGAUUUCAUAGGUGGAGGAUCAGCAGCUCAGAAUCUUCGAGACUCGGCUGCAGCUAUGUACGAGGUGGAAGAAACUUUUGCUAGGAUGGAAUUAAGUUCAGAGCGCCUUCAACACAUUGCUUCCCCAGAGCCCAGGGACGGUACUUCGCCGGUGAAUCCCAUUUCUCUGAGAAAUGUUUUUGAUGCCACAGCUCUCUUUGAAGCAUCGGCCAAUGCUUCAAGGACUGAAGACAUGCCAGCACAUGUAAACAAGAGCAAAGAUGAUGAUACCCAGGUUGUUGAUUAUGAUGAUGAUUUUUCAGACUUAACUGAUGAAGAAGAUGAAACCGAUGAUGAGGCGUCAAAUCCCAGUCCUUGAAACUGUUUUAUCACUUAGCCCUUCCUUUCUGUUAUAAAGUAUUGUAGUAAAGUGUAAUAUACUUGGAACAUAUCCAAGCAUGAAGAAAUUUUGUAUCCUUACUUGGGAUACAGGGAUACUCGGCUAGUAUAUCUAUGAGCUAAUUUUAACAAUGCAAUAAUUUCAAAUAGCAAUCAUAGUCAAAAGAAAGAUAUAGGCAAAGCAGAGCUAAACACAAAAUUAUAGAUUGAGUAAAACGAUAGCUGAGUGGCUAGAGCAGUGGUGUCUGGAAGUGGAGGUGUUAUGAUUCAAUAUAUGGGUGGUGCAGUGAACUUCCAUCAGUUCACCUGAUUGUUAGGACUAGGUACCCGACUCCAUAGAGGGUUAAGGAAAGGGAAAGCAGUGAGUGGGAAAUAUUGACACCACCCAAAGAAAGCUGGCCUCAAGAAAAAAUGAUCUUCAAUGCCUUGUCACUAAGUGGGUCGGGAUUAAUCGAUACCUUUUUUUAAAAAAUAGAUUGUUCAGUAUGGUGUAAACUUUGAGACUAAAAGAAAUUCUAUGUCAGUUGUCAUUGUUGAAAGAAAAAACGUUUGCUGAAAUAGUGUUUGAAAAUUGAUGGUACUAUAACACUUGUAUAAAAAUUUAAAACUUAACUUAUUAUUUUUUCAUUACUUUGGGAAGAGCAGCAGAUUAAAAAUAAAUUCUGGCAAAGAA